Eruca vesicaria subsp. sativa (arugula) is the source of this 1503-nucleotide messenger RNA. The record is from the annotation of a GenBank genome assembly. Lineage: Eukaryota; Viridiplantae; Streptophyta; Magnoliopsida; Brassicales; Brassicaceae.
AUGGUGUUACAUCGUUCCAUCUCCCUAGUAUUACUACCAUCUAAUCUUCAACCUUCGUGUUUAACCGGAUAUGGCAGAGGUUCAUCGUUCAUUUUGAGGUUCCCACCUAACUCAGCUCUUCAACUGAGCACUAAGGCUCGCGGAAACUGCAACAACGUCAGUGUGGCUCAGACCCUCGUGGCUAAGUGGUCCAACAACAAUCCGGGGUCUGGUUUGACCUCUGUUCCUGCUGUAACGUCCGUGGAUGAGGAGGUUUUGGUUGCUGCUGAUGAAUCGGUUAAAGAGAUGGUAUCAGAGGAUGUGACACAUAUGAAACCUUCAUUCUUGAAAUCAAAUGGGAGCUUAACUGUUCAUGCUGGUGAAAGAUUAGGUCGUGGCAUAAUCACGGAUGCGAUCACAACUCCUGUAGUCAACACAUCUGCCUUUAUUUUCAAGAAAACUGCUGACGUUCUUGACUUCAAGGAGAAAAGAGUUGUUCGUCAUGAGUAUGGUCGUUAUGGAAACCCAACUACACUAGUACUUGAAAAGAAGAUUAGUGCACUUGAAGGUGCUGAAUCAACUUUGGUUAUGGCAUCUGGGAUGUGUGCAAGUACUGUUAUGCUUUUGGCUUUGGUACCAAGAAAUGGACAUGUUGUGACAACUACAGAUUGUUAUAGGAAGACAAGGAUUUUCAUGGAGACUUUUCUUCCUAAGUUGGGAAUCACUGUGACUGUAAUUGAUCCUGUUGACACCACAAGGCUUGAAGCUGUGGUGAAUAACCAGAAGGUUGACAUGUUCUUUACUGAGUCCCCAACAAACCCGUUCCUUAGAUGUGUGGACAUUAAGUUAGUUUCAGAAAUCUGUCACAAAAGAGGAACACUUGUUUGUAUAGAUGGUACAUUAGCAACACCUCUGAACCAGAAAGCACUUGCUCUUGGUGUUGAUCUCGUUGUCCACUCUGCUACAAAGUACAUUGGAGGCCACAACGAUGUUCUUGGUGGAUGCGUUUGUGGUUCGAUGGAAUUGGUAUCCGAGAUCCGAAACUUGCAUCAUGUUUUGGGAGGCACACUUAACCCGAACGCUGCGUAUUUACUUAUACGAGGCAUCAAGACUAUGGAUCUACGUUUAAAGCAACAGAACUCAACCGCUUUGAGGAUGGCACAAGUCUUAGAAGCACAUCCCAAGGUGAGUCGUGUUUACUAUCCAGGCCUUACAAGUCAUCCCGAACAUCACAUAGCCAAGAGACAAAUGACUGGUUUUGGUGGUGUGGUCAGUUUCGAGAUCGCUGGAGAUCUCGAGACUACAAUAAAGUUCGUUGAUUCUCUGAAGAUACCUUAUAUUGCACCAUCCUUUGGUGGCUGCGAAAGCAUCGUGGACCAACCUGCCAUAAUGUCAUACUGGGAUCUACCACAAGAGGAGAGGCUUAAAUAUAGAAUCAAAGACAACUUGGUUCGCUUUAGUUUUGGUAUUGAAGACUAUGAUGACGUCGAGGCUGACGUUCUUCAGGCUCUUCGUACCAUCUGA